GUCUGAACCGCUAACAUUUGUAGGCAUACAAGUAAAGCACUUCUGUAAAAAAUGCGUGGGGAAGGAAGUCCAUUUUGUCGCUUAAAAUUGACGUCAUAUACAAGCGCCGAUGUUCCCUUCCUGUGAAAUCAGACGUUGGCGGACGUUAGCAACGCACAGCUAAGCGGGGAGUGACUUUGUGUCCAAAAUGUGUAAAGUAAGAGUUCUGAGAACGUUGGUGAAGCAGCGGCUCGACGUGGCCGUCGAAGAAAUAUUCGAACUGUUUGAGAGGACGAUAGCGGAGUACGAGGAGGAACUUAGUCGAAGCCAAGAGGAGAAAGAGCGACAACGCCAACUCCUGGACGCGCUUCUCAAUCCUCAUGUUCGACUGCAAAGAGCAGAAGUCCAACAGGAGUUAGGAGAGAGUCAAGAGGAAGUUCCCCUUCAUUCCGAGCAGCAGCGGGAGGAGGAUCCGGUAGAGCCCGCCCACAUUAAAAAGGAAGAGGAGGACGUGUGCAUCAAUCUCAGGCAGGGCGAGGCCGACAUCUGCUCGCAGACGCUGAACGUCCCCGUCAAGAGCGAAGAUGACGAAGUCCCGGCUCAAAGCCGAGCGGAGCCCCCGAGGACCAACUACCUCGCGCCCUUGUCCGACGUGGACGACGCCAUGUCUUCUGACACCGAUAACAGCGACGAUGCCCGAAAGGUGACGACGAAACAGAAGUCUAAAAGUGAUCAGACACUUUACAAAAAACAAGACUUUAAAUGCUCUGAAUGCGGGAAGACGUUCGCUCACAAGGGAAGCCUGAAAAUCCACAUGAUCACGCAUACCGGAGAGCGGCCGUUCGCUUGUUCCUUUUGCGCCAAGAGAUUCCACUUGAAGCAUCACAUGCAAAGACACAUACUAGUACAUACGGGGGAGACUCCCUUCUCCUGCUCUGUGUGCUCCAAAGGCUUUGCCGACAAAUACAAACUGAUGAUACACGCGAGGACGCACGCUGCAGUCACAUCCUUCGCCUGCUUCAUCUGUAAGAAAAGCUUCUCCAGCAAGGAAAGCCUCAAGUUACACGUCGCACGCACAUCAGGGAGAGACUGAGUCAGGAAGACCCCGCGGGGGGUAAUAACGACGGUAUGCAUCCGUUCAUGUGCUUCGAGUGUGGCAAAACGUUUCUCCAUAAGUGGAACUUGACCCGACACAUGCGAAUACACACCGGAGAGAAACCUUUCGCUUGCCCCGUUUGCGCUAAAGGAUUCCGGGAUAAGUCCGAACUGAUAAAGCACAUGAUGGUGCACACUGGGGAGAAACCCUUUUCUUGCUCGGUUUGCACCCUGAGGUUCCGACACAGGGCCAGCUUGAUAAAGCACCUGAAGAAACAUUCCGGGGAGAAACAUUUCACCUGCACGGUUUGUUCAAAAAGCUGCCCCAGUUUAGCGUCGCUCAUAUUACACUCGAAAGAACACACACCCAGCACCUCGAGUGAAAUCGCGAUCGCAGAAGCUCCCUCUCGGGACGUGUGCGCCGUGGAAUUGAAUAUGGGUGACGAAAAGCCCAACUCUCCCGAGACGGACACCGAAGAACCCCCAAAGACGUACGCCCACCCGAAAGACGCCGACGCCGAGCGGCUCUGCUGCUUCCAAUGCGCCAAAACAUUCCAGCGCAGGUCUCACUUCAUCCGUCACCUGAAAACACACACUGGGAAAAGACCCUACAACUGCGCUCUCUGCGCCAAAGUCUUCUCCAGCAAGAGGGAGAUGAAGAUGCACAUCCGGGUGAAGCACACGGGCGAGACGCCCUUCGCCUGUCCCGUCUGCGGCAAAGGGUUCGCCGUCAAGAAGUACAUGACGGUGCACAUGAGGAGACACAGCGGGGAGAAACGCUUCGCCUGCCCGCUGUGUUCCAAACGGUUCACCACCACAGCAGGGAUGGAGAGACACACGGGGACGCACACGGGGGAAAAAAACGUCAACUGCAACGUGUGCCGUGGACAAAUCGCCGGCGAGAGGAUGCUCGAAAAUCACACCUGUGUGCCGGUGACGACGGAUGAAGCGGCGGGUCCUUAAGAGAUCACGUGGACGUUAAAUGCGUUAUUUGAAGUGAACAUUUGACACGUUUUUCAUGAGAAAACCGUGUACAGUAAUCUCUUUCCAUUACCAUCCUGGCACAAACAACAAAAGUUAAUUGAAACUCCCCUUCCAAAAUGUACAUAGUUUGUGUAAAUGUAAGUAAGAUUAUUUGUUGCAGCCCUACUACAUACGUUAAAGGUCCACUGUCAUGAAAUGCAUGAUUUUUAGUGUGUUAUUCAUGGAAAAAAACGCAGCCGGUACGGACCCAGCCGUUUUUUCACCACAAAACAUGAUUUUGACGUAUAUGGCUUUUUGUAACUCCCGCCAUGAAGAUCCUCUCGAGGGAUUUGUUGUCGAGAAGAAGCAGGAAGUGACGUACAGGGCAGUAGCGCACUCAAGCGGUCUUUCUGUUUAUGCCGAGCGUUUACCUCGGGGAAGGUAGCUCGUUGUUCCUUCGUGUUAGCCAAAAUGCCGGCUCGUUGUAUUGCUGGAUAUUGCUCGAACGCUCGGGAGGAUGGAGUCGCUCUGCAUACUUUACCAAAAGAUCUGUUUCGUCGUGAAAAAUGGAUUGCACAGGUGCAAAUGACGAAGGAAUCUCCACAGGCCUUGUCGGCCGCGGUGGCUCAUCUUCGCCGCGGAAGUGGAUCGGACGGGGAGGCGGCUUGGCUGGGGUGUCGUCGUCGCUCGUGGACGGCGUUGUUUUUAUCACCGCCGCGCGGAGGUGGAUCGGGUUGGAAAGGUGGUUUAGCCGUGAUCCGCAAAUCAUCAAAAUAUGGCUCGAAACAAUAAUGUAAUAUUCCGCCGGUCACUUCACUCGGUUGUGAGAUGUUCUCUUCUUCAAAAAGAGCUUCCGUGUCCGAAGGGGCGUGUUCGUCUCCCAUAAUAGGUGGCACAGCGUGUUUUCAAUGGCGAAUGUCUGGGGUGAUGUCACGGGCAGUCGAUGGAGCCAAUAUGGCGACCAAUUGGAAGUGGAACGACACUGCCGCAACUUUGCGCAUUGAUGACGCGCUCUCCGCUCAUAUUUUUUUUUCGUAUAGACGUUGACGUGAAUAAUGUGAUAUGUAUUUUUCAUUACAAUAUCUAUUUUGGAAUGUUUAUAGGGAUGACACGUGGGCUUUAAACGUGCAUAAGUAUAUUACAAAAAAAAACUUUUAAAAACACACUUUUUAAAAUAUUCCUUAGGACAGGACAUCACUCAUCAAGAAAAAUAAAUGAAAUGUCAUAUAAGAGAGCUUUCAGGCUGUGUAUUUGCCUCUCCCACAUGACCCGUUUACGAUAAAAUUGCGUUAAUUAUUGACCGCACAUCAAUAUUUUGUGCAAUAGAACCUGUGCUUCUACUCAACUCUGUACAAAUGACCAUUUUAAAAGUGUAAUGCAUCGUAGGAUUUUUGAAAAUCACUUUGUGUACACUAUGUAUGAACUUAAUCCUAUAUAACUAUAUCCUAUACAAUAUGGACUAUAGAUUGUCAACAUGUCUCCGGUCAAAGAGAAAAUGACGGUGCAAAAAUGUUUCUUUGGACACAUUCGGCUGUGUUUUUUUUAAAAACUGAUUUUUACUGAAGUGUAACAAACAAAGUGGAAGAACAGUUUAAAAACUCAAAAUGACAAAAAGAUUUUCCCAUGAGCAUCCAAUGGAUAGGUUUCCAAUGACGUCACCGCAGUCCCAGGAGUCCCGUGUCCGCCAUUUUGUGUGUCUGAAGCAAGGGAAGCGUCUACGUCGACAAUGCAAGCGAGCCCCUUUUGUCCGAUAACAUGGGCGGGAUUUCUUCCUGAUCCAACAAAGAGACACGAUAAAGUUUACUCGGAUAAUUCCGUAACACGUAACGUUUCCAAUUAAAUACUAGAGGCAACAAGGAAUCAAUAAAUGAUGUAUUCUACACGAAGGUGUUACAGAGCGUUCUUUAAAGGGGAAAUCCAGUGCUUUGCAUAAACUGUGUAUCAAUAGGUCAUGGAAUAUAUACCUUAUUUUGACAAUGUAAUGUUAAAUCCUCUCAUUUAAUCGUGUUUUGAGAAGAUUUUAUCGACAAUAACGAAUUUUCAGGGUCGCUGCCAUUUAGCCCCGGACCCCGAAGCUAGGCUAAAGGCCUCCACCACCUGAAAGCUCGGCUCGCGACCCGCCGCCGAGCUCGCUCGUCAGACUCUGCGUCAUUCCCGUCCGAAGAACCAUUCAAAUAUUUAACAUUAAUUACAGCCACAGGUUCAAAUCUCUUCAAAGUCUUCCCGAUCAACCGAUACUGCUCUUUCUUCAUCAGAUGGGGAUAAAUCCGAGAAAUCAGCGCUUGGGCAUAAUGGGUGUCCUGUGUAAUCGAGCGUUUGGAAUGGCACGUAACACGUCACAUCCGUGCCCGGAGAUCACGUGACUCCAGAAAAUGGUAGCCCCCUGAAAAUUCAUCAUUGUCGAUAAAAAUCUUCUCAAAACACGAUUAAAUGAGAGAGGAUUUAAUAUCACAUUGUCAA
Syngnathoides biaculeatus (alligator pipefish) is the source of this 4497-nucleotide messenger RNA. RefSeq names its product gastrula zinc finger protein XlCGF8.2DB-like. The record is from RefSeq and is a predicted model, not a curated record. Lineage: Eukaryota; Metazoa; Chordata; Actinopteri; Syngnathiformes; Syngnathidae. Gene Ontology annotation, cellular component: nucleus. The transcript is spliced from 2 exons. The coding region runs from base 1108 to 2037 and encodes 309 amino acids.